CAGCGCGGGCGGACGCGGGACAGGUGCCCUCAUGCCGCCCACCGUGGCCGUCGUGGGCGGCGGCAUCAGCGGCCUGGCCGCCUGUUACCACCUGGUGCGCGCCCCCCGCCCGCCCAAGGUGGUGCUGCUGGAGGCCAGCGGCCGUUUCGGGGGGUGGCUGCAGAGCAGCAGGACCCCCGAGGGGGCCGUGUUCGAGCACGGCCCGAGGGGCGUCCGGCCGGCCGGGGCCGCGGGGGCCGAGACCCUGCACAUGGUGUCGGAGCUGGGGCUGGCCGGUGACAUCCUGGCUGUCCCUGGGGACCACCCGGCGUCCCGGAACCGCUUCCUGUACCGGGGGGGGACCCUGCACCCACUGCCCUCGGGGCUGGGGGGUUUGCUGCGGGCGGUGCCGCCGUUCUCUCGGGCUCUGCUCUGGAGCGCUGUGCGGGACCUGCUGACCCCGCCGGGCACGGAGCCGGACGAGAGCGCCCACGCCUUCGCCCAGCGCCGCUUCGGCCCCGAGGUGGCCGAGCUGGCUGUGGACAGUCUGUGCCGGGGGGUGUUUGCCGGGGACAGCCGAGCCCUGAGCGUGCGCUCCUGCUUCCCCGCGCUGUUCCAGGCCGAGAGACAGCGCGGAUCCGUCCUGCUGGGGCUGGCACUGCCACACGGCGGGCGCGGCGCGGCCCCGGCGCCGGCGCUGGCGCGGCGGGCGAGGGCGGAGCGCUGGAGCCAGUGGUCCCUGCGCGGGGGCAUGGAGAGCCUGGCACGGGCCUUGGUGGCCUUCGUGUCACCGCGCGGCGCCGAGCUGCGCUGCCACGCGCCCCUGACACACCUCAGGCGUCACCGCGGCCGCUGGCAGCUGACCCUGCCGGACAGCACCGUCACAGCCGAUCACGUGAUCAGCGCGCUCCCGGCCGCAGCGCUGGCCCGGGCGCUGCCGGCCGAUGCGGAGCCGCUGGCUCGGGAGCUCGGGGCCAUCUCGGCCGCCUCGGUGGCCGUGGUCAACCUGCAGUACCGGGGGGUGGCACUGCCCGUCACGGGUUUUGGUCACCUGGUGCCAUCCUCGGAGGACCCGGCGCUCUUGGGCAUCGUCUACGACUCGGUGGCGUUCCCGGAGCACGACGGGACCCCCGGGGGGACCCCCGGGACUGAAGGGACCCCCGGGACCCCCGGAGGGACCCCCGGGACCCCCUCGCUGAGGCUGACGGUGAUGCUGGGCGGCUCCUGGUUCCGGCAGAGUUUUGGGGAGCCGUCGGCGGCGCCCCCGGAGCUGCUGCUGAGCCGAGCCCGGGCGGCCGCUCGGGACCACCUGGGGCUGCCCGGGACCCCCACCCGCGCCAUCCUCAGGGUGCAGCAGCUGUCCCCGCUGUCCCCAGAGCGGAUCCAGCGUUUCCUGCAGGAGCAGGCGCUGCCCCUCAGCCUGGUGGGCGCCUCCUACGGCGGCGUCUCGGUCAACGACUGCAUCGCCAGCGCCAGGGCGGCCGUGGGGCGCAUUUUGGGGUCCCCCCCCGACCCCCCAGCCCCGAAUCCACCGGCGUAA
This is a messenger RNA of Pseudopodoces humilis (Tibetan ground-tit), 1519 nucleotides long. Lineage: Eukaryota; Metazoa; Chordata; Aves; Passeriformes; Paridae. The record is from RefSeq and is a predicted model, not a curated record.